Messenger RNA from Cryptomeria japonica (Japanese cedar), 960 nucleotides. RefSeq names its product receptor-like protein 34. Bases 1 to 960 code for a protein of 319 amino acids. The transcript has 4 exons. Gene Ontology annotation, molecular function: protein binding. NCBI's taxonomy places the organism in Eukaryota, Viridiplantae, Streptophyta, Pinopsida, Cupressales, Cupressaceae. The record is from RefSeq and is a predicted model, not a curated record.
AUGGGUGUAACUCCUCUUGAGCUUGUUCUUCAUGCCAUGAAAAUCAAAGUUGUUUCGUGCCUUGAAUCUUCUUAUAAUAUUCCAUUGCAUUUCUUCCUCCAUGUUUUUGGCUUUGGGCUCGGCCUUUUUCUGGUCUUGGACCGCAAUGAAAAUGGGUUUGGGCAUUUGGCUGGUGUUGCUGCUGUUGCCUAUUAUCAGCUGCUCUGCAUGUUCGGAGGACGAGAGAAUGUCUCUCUUGGAUUUCAAGAAAGUUCCUUUAACCUUCUAUCCAUCCCUCCACAAGUUGGAGAGCUGAGGAGACUCAAGAAUCUGCGCUUGUCUGAUUGUGGAUUUAUUGGCCAAAUUCCAAGAGAGAUUGGUAACAUGUCCACCUUGAAAUUCCUUGACCUCUCCUACAAUGAAGGUUUGCAGAGCAGCAACUUGGGUGACUGGAUAACAAAUUUGAGAGGGUUGGAGUACUUGGACCUCUCUUACAAUAAUCUCACUAUGGCAGGAGACACUCUGCUGGGGAGCAUCGCCUCUCUCACCAAUCUCACCACAAUUCGCAUGUACGGUUGUGGACUAUCAGGGGAAAUUCCUCCCUCCUUUGCGAAUCUCUCACGGCUUCAAUGGUUGGGCCUUUCAGGAAACUCAUUAAGAGGUAAGAUCCCUGCCUUUGGUGCACCUCUUCCUUUGUCAUAUCUUGCUCUUUCUGCCAACAAUUUGGAAGGUUCUCUUCCCUCCUCUUUAGGUGGCCUCUCAAAAUUGCAGUCUCUCUAUCUUUAUUCAAACAAAUUGAAUGGCAGCAUUCCGUCUAUUCUAGGUAAUCUCUCAGCCCUGAGAAUUCUUUAUCUACAGAAUAACUCUUUGAGUGGUCCGAUCCCAACUUCCUUUGCCAAGUUGUCCAAACUAGAGGUGACAGGACCUGCUGGUGAUGUGGCAGGUAGAUCUGCUGACAUAGCAGGUGACUGGACCUACUAG